This is a messenger RNA of Chara braunii, 2090 nucleotides long. NCBI's taxonomy places the organism in Eukaryota, Viridiplantae, Streptophyta, Charophyceae, Charales, Characeae. The record is from the annotation of a GenBank genome assembly.
GAUGCACUGCCCGCAGUCGGGAGCGGGGUCAGGAGGGAGUCAGCCACAAUUAAAGCAAUCAAUGCUUGUCGAAUCAGACAACGAACCAGGGGUCUGGUUUAUUAAUUCAUCACAAUACAGAGGUUGGAUCUUUGAUGACAACUUGGAUAUUCCACGAUGGGUGUGGGUUUUGCGCAGAGCACCAACGGUUAAACCGGACAUCUACCCUCCAUAUGAUAGUAGAUGGAGGCAAAUGGGUGCAAAGCGGAUGGUGGAUAGGGAUGUGGGCUUUCUUACCAAGCCCAUGAUAGAUGAUGCCUCGGUGUUAGAUGACAGGCAGAGAUUACAGACCAUGGUAGAGCUAAACAAAGUGGGCCAAGCAGCGAAGCAGGCUUUCCUGGAAAACAGGAGAGCAAGAGAGGAAGCACGGAGGUCAAAAGAGAAGGGAAGUAAAGAUGAAGAGGGGGGCGAUAGUGUGCAGGGAAGUAAGACCGUGUCAAGGAGUAAGGGAAUGACGGAGCAAGAAUCUGUGGAAGAUGGAGGAGACAGGGUCACUGGAAGUGAUGAGAAGGGAGGAGAAUCAUCAACCUCUCUUAAGAGGAAAAUCACUGAUAGGGAAUCAGGGAAAGCACAGGAUUCGGGUGGCGAGAGUGUCGAAGGGCAAGGGAAAAUGGCACAGGAUUCGGAUACGGAUUUGGAGGGGGACAGUGACAAGGGGGAGGACGACUGGGAGGAAGAAGACGAGGAAGAAGAGGACGAACCGAAGACACUGUCACAGUGGAUUAAACAUGUUCACAAGUUAGAGUGGGAGAGGCACAUUGAGUGUGAGAUUCGCUUGGCACAUCACAAGCAUUUGCGCAAUCUCAAACAAGCCACAGCAGCGGGAGACGACAUUACAACAACAAACAGAUUCGAAAGACUGAAGAAUGAGCAGGAGGUUAAUGAGUUCUAUACCACUCAAUAUGGAUGGAAGGCCAGGUUGGACAGGAAUGACAUAACGGUGCAUAACGCGGGCUACUCUAAGCAGUUCAUUUGGCCCAAGUCUUAUCAGCCACAGGGUCUGAAGAGAGCUGAGCAGAAGAGAAGGGCGCAACAGCAAGAACAAGAGCAGUUGGGAAGAAGGGACCAUGAUUUGUCACAUGCCACUCAAGGGUUGGAUUUGGAUGAACAGAUGGAGGAGGAAAAGGGACAGGCAGCGAUCUUGGAGGCACAACUGGAGGUUCUCAGGGAUCAAAACAGGGAGUUAGGGGAAGACACUACAAAUCUGCAGAAAAUAGCCUAUGCUCCACACGCAGACGUCAACGCAACAGCCAAGUUGUAUGCAAGACAAAACCCAGGCAAGAGAAUCAUUUUGCCUUACAGAUGGAACAGCGGCAAUGCUGAUUGGGAGGUAGCCAUCCACAGGUCUCCGACACUGAUCACAGUGAAGGACAGUCACUGCGAGCAUGUCAUAUUGAAGGAACUUAUCACAAAAGAUCUGCCCGAGCAGGCACACGUCAUUGGGGAUCUCAACCAGGAUAGGGAAGAAUGGGAAGACACGGAGGGUACAAGGCACAUGUUGGAUUAAAGACCAGUCAUGAUCAAGUUACAGGAAAGGGCGGUGCUGGCAGAGGGUUUCACCUGGAUGCCAUGGCAGGUGGUGGAAACGAUCCCAUAUGGUCUGCUGGGAGGGUUGGAGGCGUCAGAGUGGGUGGCAAGAGGAGAGGCCAUAGUGACCAAAAGCGACGUGUUUGCAUGGCAGCCGAAAUACAUGGACGAAAAGAUGGACAUUAUGGCUACAACAAUAGAGUGGACAAGGGCAGGAUCUUGAGUAGUGAGUUCGAAAAGAGUCAAAAAGACAACAUAGAUCAUGGAGGUGGGACUGAGGGAGGGAGUGUACAAACGUAGAAGGACAGUGGAACCUUCUAAGAAUAGGGAACCAGACUUUAAGGUUAUGUCUUGGAACAUUAAUGGGAUGGUACAAAUCUUAGAAAAUAAGGAUAAGUGGGAUAAUGUAAUAAGGUACUCAAAUUGGUUUGGGAAGACACCCCCAGAUUUGCAGGAAACUCAUCUUACGGAUUCCUUAGAGCAUCGGAAUAUUCACCAGCGUAUAGUAAAACACUCAAGGUGGG